Trypanosoma grayi is the source of this 1227-nucleotide messenger RNA. RefSeq lists its product as hypothetical. Lineage: Eukaryota; Euglenozoa; Kinetoplastea; Trypanosomatida; Trypanosomatidae. The coding region runs from base 1 to 1227 and encodes 408 amino acids. Gene Ontology annotation, molecular function: N-acylglucosamine 2-epimerase activity. The transcript has a single exon. The record is from RefSeq and is a predicted model, not a curated record. Gene Ontology annotation, biological process: carbohydrate metabolic process; N-acetylglucosamine metabolic process; N-acetylmannosamine metabolic process.
AUGCCUAUCAAGACGGAAACCAUUGAGUCAUAUCGGCGGUUUUACCACGACCAGCUGAUGGGCGACUGUAUCCCAUUUUGGAUGCAGUCAGAUCUUAUUGACCGGGUGAACGGGGGGUAUAUUACCUCUGUGGACAAAACUGGCCGCUGCUACAACAGCGACAAGUCGGUGUGGUUUCAGGGAAGGUGCCUGUGGACUUUCUCUGCUUUGAUCAACCGUUAUGGAAUGCAUGAUGAGUGGCUGGAGGCCGCGAAAUUGGGGAAAGACUUCCUAGAGAAGCACUGCACUGACGCCGAUGGCCGGAUGUUCUUUACUGUGACGGCGGACGGAAAACCGCUGAGGAAACGUCGGUACAUGUACUCUGAGAGCUUCUACGUUGUUGCCAUGGCGGAGUAUGGUCUUGCAGCCGGGGACAAGGAGGCGAUACGGAAGGCCGAGGAGCGAUAUGAGCUUAUGCUGAAGCUUUUCCGCACACCAGAGGCUGAUCCGUUCAAGAUCACGCCCAAGGGGUACGCAGAAACCCGGAGUGACCGAGUGUCCGCAGUUCCAAUGGUACUGGUGAGCUGCGCUCAGUUGCUGCGCCGCUGCAACCCGGCGAAGGCGGAGUACUACUCGAAGAUUACCAGAGAGAUGGUUGACAUCAUUAUCAAGUACCACUACAAACCCGAGUGCCGCUGCGUACUGGAGUGCGUUGCUCCUGAUGGAGGCCGGAUUGACACACCGGCCGGGCGAUGCAUCAAUCCAGGUCACUCUAUUGAGAAUGCAUGGUUCCUGAUGAAUGAGGCGGUAUACUCAAACGAUAAGGAGCUGCUUGAGAAGGCAUUAAACAUUCUGAAUUGGUCAUUGGAGUGGGGUUGGGACGAAACGUUUGGUGGCAUUCUGUACUUUGUGGAUGUGGACAAACGACCCUGUGAGCAGUUGGAGUGGGACAUGAAGCUAUGGUGGGUGCACAAUGAGGCGCUAAUUGCCACGCUGAUGGCUUAUGGUAUCACAAAGGACGAGAAAUACUUCAAGUGGUUUGAGCGUCUCCACUUAUACUCAUUCGGUCACUUUGCUGACAAGGAGCACGGUGAGUGGUACGGCUAUCUGCACCGCGAUGGUACUGUGUCACACACGCAGAAGGGGUCAUUGUGGAAGGGGCCGUUCCAUCACCCACGUUGCUUGAUGAACUGCGAGGCCCUUCUGCAGAAGCUCGCAGAGGGCAAGGAGAUUGCUCCCAUCCUGUAG